AUUCUAUAGGUCUGUGUCAGUUUGAUGGGGGAGGAUGACAUCCUCUACAUCACCGCCAGUUUUUAUCGACAAGGAUGGUGUGGCCGUGCGCUUCAAAAAAAGGAAAGCUCGCUUCACUUUCAGUGAGGUGCACAUCCUCCUGGAUGAGGUCCGCAAGAACCGCCACAUUGUUGUUGGCAAGUUUAACUAUGGUGUGCCGUCAUCUGUGAAGAAACGCACCUGGGCGGAGAUCACCGCUCGCAUCAAUGAGAUCGGCGAGUGUGAGCGCGAGGUCACAGAGGUCAUCAAGAAGUGGUCAGACAUGAAGUGUGACACCAAGCGCAAAGUGGCAGGCAUCCGCUCAAGGGUCACAAGCUUGCCAAAGAGGCGCUUCCUGCGCGAGUUCACUCCCACAGAGAACAUCAUCUGCAAUAUCUUAGAGUUGGACAACAAGCAGGGUGGACAACGGCCCAGUAACAGUAGCAACGGAAAUGGCAACAGUGCGGCAAUCGGUUUGGGUGAGGAAGAGGACGGGCCAGGGGAGGAUGAUGAUGAUAUGGACAUGGACAUAGCGGGGAUGGGCUCCCUGCACUGCUCGCCUGAAGCAGGGGAAGGGGACAGAGGGGUGGGUACAAGUGCCCUGGACUCACCCUCCACCAUGCCACCCCCAUUUGAAACAUCUGCAUCCACAUCUGUGCCUUCCACUUCCUCCAUGACUACGCCACCGCCACCACCACUGCCAGGUUCAAAAGACGACAACACUGAAGGCAAUUCUUUAUUUGAUAGCUCUGGAGAUACGUCGUUUGAAAUGAGUUUUGAAAUGCCUUUUACAGAAGACAGUAACCAGCAGGCGGACUUGGAAGAUGACCAGGCCAACACCUCACGCCUGUCCACUUCAACCCCAACUCCCACUGCCAGUGCCAGUGCCAACAACAACAACAGCAACACUAGCGUUGGGGCCGUGCACCGCUCCGAGACGUCCCUUUUCCCCCCUCCCUCUUCCUCUUCGACAGUUCCGCCUCCUCCUCAACCUCCGACCUCUGCGCCCUCCCUCAGCGUCCGACCUGCCGACCGGGACCGCGCGGGCGGUGGCAGUGCCGUGGCCGUGUGCGGCAUGGACGUGAGCCGGGCGGCGGUGAUGAGCGUGGAGGAGCAGCACAUGAGCAACGCGCUGCUGGAGACGGUGUCGCGCUCGCUGGAGCUGCUGGCCGAGUCGGUGCAGCAGCUGGCCGAGACGCAGCAGGAGUUCAUGAGCGAGUCGCUGCGGCUGCAGCGCGACACCGUGCAGGUGCUGCGCGACUUCGCCAGCGGCGCCAUGACGCUCAUGCACGACAAACUCAACGGCCGGCCCGCGCUGUAGCCACGGCAACCUGACUCUGUGCCAACUAAUGGUUUCCUGAGCGAAGGUGCUCAUUCCAGACAGAAGGUGUCCAAUACUACAGAACCGGCAACCCCCCAACAGGCUUCAUGGAUGGUGACAGCACUCGUCCACAACAAACUGAAACCAAGGAAACCAUAACCGUCAUCACCUUCCCACCUUAGCAACAUGUUCCAUAUUGCUAGGAUGGCUCAGAAUUGUCCAUGUUUGACUCUGGCUGCCUUGAGUGUGGACGACAGGUAUAUCAGCAAAGAGACGAGAGCCCAGUGGACUGCACUAGACGGCUAACAUGAACCAGCUCAGUGGACUGCUAGCACUGUUACUGCCUGAGCAGCUUGUUCCAAGGACUGCGGGAUCCAUAGCAACCGCCUCACCCCUCAACAGUGUCACUGCCUGGUUCAAUGGCGUGCUGGCACUGUAGCUGUGAGACAUGCUCUAGCUACAACAUUGGUGGACAUUGGUGACUGACUGUGAUGCAGGACCUAUAGCACCAAGCCUGGCUCUGCCACACCACAGCUUCAGUGUUCAUGUGGUCUGGGAACCCUUGUUUGUAGUUUUCUACCUCGUAGUGAAGUCAAUGGCUGAUCAUACAGACUGGGCUGGUUAAUCUUCAGCAACUACCAUAAGCAGUUAGGAGAAAUUGCAACAUGUUUUUCACGCAAGCACCUUUCAGCUCAGUGUCUAAGGGUGUUAUCCCUGUGGUAUGAGUACGACUGAUCUUUUCUUUGAUCAAGAUUCAGUUGAAUUCUUUGAUCUGUUGCUUUUAUGUGAUGUGUUGUAUAGCUUUUUUAGUUUUUACUGUGGAAGAUUUUAACUUUGAACUGAUUUUAUAACUAUUCAUUAAUUUGUCCCUAUCAAAUCAAAUCCUCAUCAAGGCCAAGGACUAUAUUCUGCUGUAUUAUAAACAGCACUUCUAUGAAUAAUCCAAUGGACCUGAUAGGCAGGCUGUUUUAAACCAAGGGUUUCCAGACUUUAAGUCUCAAAACUAAGAAUUGUGUUUGAACACAAAGUUCUCAAGGUAUAAGUUGUCAGCAUCUGGCUGUAUAACCACAGCAAGUCUCUGUAAAAGGUCAUGGGGAGGCCAGACUUAGUGGUUUUCUAUCAUUAAAGCCACACGAGCUUCAGUGAAUGUUAAGGCAGGUUCAGUUAGCUUUGGGGCCCAGUGUGUAGAGUAGCAGACUGUUACCUCCUGUAUGACCCAGACCCUUAUUCUUGUCAUUGUCUUGUAAGAACGAAAGUGGCCUCUCGAAUUAUGAAAGUGAAAGAAAUUUUAUCUUAAGGUUUGUGUGGUCUUUUUAUUGACUCUUCAUUUUGUCAUUUUCACACGGUGUAGGAUCAGUGUCUGUAAUGGAAUAUAAAUAACCAAAAAUAUAAUUUUUGUCUGGUUAUUUGCUUUUGAACAAUAGAGAUUCAUGCACAUUGUUUUUUUAUCACAUAACACAGGAAUUCAUUUCUGUGUGGAUUGUUAAAAGAUAUCAGUAUGAGCUUGCAGUCACAAAUGUUUGAAGUAUGGCUGCUCUUAACUCAGUAAAAUGCUUCAGUGUUGACACUGUGUCAAUCACUUAUUGAAUGAAUAAGAAGUACAAAAAUUGAACCCUUUCAUUUUACUGCUGGCAUCAUAUCACAGAAUCAUGAUAUACUGAACACUGAUGUUAAAACUGCUCUGUUUAAAUGCCUAUCACGUGGCUACAAAUGUAGAUGGUUCACUGCAGGUUUACAGUUGACAGAUUAUCAGGUGCUCAGUGAUUGCUAGAGGGUUAAGGGAAUUCAAGUUCUAAUCCAGUGUUGGAUUGCUGCUGUCUCUGUUCACAGGUGUGGUUCACCCAGGUGAACAUAAUGCACCGGUAUGUCAAAUGGACUUGUCUGCACAGAAGAAUACUACUGAACUUUUGGAAAUAACCGAUACAGUAUGUGAAGCUCAAACCUGUAUAUAUGUUUUAUUGGAAUUAUUGUGUCUUCUGGAAAUCAUUCUAGUGAGUUUUGUUUUGUUAAUUUAUAUUGCCCUCUAGUGGACAUUGGUACACUUGCAAAUCACAGCUCCUAUUGCGUAUGGACACUCUCAAAUGACACAUAAAGCACAAGAAAUUAUUGCCCAUUUGGUACUAUCCAAGGUUACUUUAAAUGUUUUGCUUGUAUUUUGAUUGGGAAGGACAGUGAAGGUUUCACUAGCAUAUCCCCAGUGUUAUCUUGAUUUCUAAUGGGCCUAAAAUUCACUCUGGGUGUCAUUGCCACAGUGAAAUGCCCUUGAGAUAAACUUCAGAGGCCCGCUUUAAAUAAUUUACUGCUGAUACAAAGAUGUUUAAAAUCAUAGUGAAAUUGUGUGUAACAUGCAUGCACAGAACAAUCAAAGCCUUUAUAUGUAAUAAGACAAAGAGUGUUUAAAAACAGCAGUGGUAGAUUAUUCCAUCAUUGGUUUGGUAUUAAAGGCCUAAUAAGCUAUGACUUAUUAUAUCAUGGACAGAAUUUUACAUUACAAAAACGGUGUAAAGGAAAGCAUUUGGUCAGCUUUUGUCAUUGGCUUUUGUUACACAUUAUCGAUUGACCAACAGUAUGGUUGAUAUUGCAUGACUUGGAGUUUGGCUGAAGCCUGUGUGGAAGAAUUGACAACAAUAUACCUGUUAUGUCACUGACAGGUUAUUACAGUUUAGGCCAAGUAAGCAUUUUCUUUAAAUUGAUACAAACCAGCAAAUUGUCUUACACAGAAGGUGAAAAGCUAUAGAAAUGCUAAAUAAAUAUCACUUUAUUUUUUACGGUUA
Molecule: messenger RNA, 4113 nt
Organism: Alosa alosa (allis shad)
Lineage: Eukaryota; Metazoa; Chordata; Actinopteri; Clupeiformes; Clupeidae
Cellular component (GO): nucleus
Source: RefSeq, a predicted model, not a curated record